Molecule: messenger RNA, 2658 nt
Organism: Carassius carassius (crucian carp)
Lineage: Eukaryota; Metazoa; Chordata; Actinopteri; Cypriniformes; Cyprinidae
Product: 3-methyl-2-oxobutanoate dehydrogenase [lipoamide] kinase, mitochondrial-like
Exons: 11
Coding region: 163-1431 (422 amino acids)
Biological process (GO): regulation of glucose metabolic process; protein phosphorylation
Cellular component (GO): mitochondrion
Molecular function (GO): pyruvate dehydrogenase (acetyl-transferring) kinase activity
Source: RefSeq, a predicted model, not a curated record
AACACCAGAAGACACGGCUAUUUUCACAUCUAGCGACGAGAUGAUGCCAGAGUCGUGCCUUUGUGCAAGAAUGAACUCGCUCUAUUGGAUGGCGAGGUAGACGGAUUUUUAAGCUACAGGCAGGGGAUUGAAUUUUGUUAUUUACGUUAUCAAAGAGUAAAAAUGCGUCGUGUGACAGGCCAGGCCAUGGAGCUGCUGGGCAGCGGCGCCUGCAGGAUCAGCGUGAGCAGGCUCUUUCUGUCCACACCGGCCAAAGCAGCCGCUCCGCUCGGAGACAGGAGAUUUCGCUCGACAUCGUCCAUGUCCAGUCACACGGAGCUGGCUCGGGAGCGCUCCAAAACCGUUACGUCUUUCUACAACCAGUCUGCCAUCGACGCGUCUGCAGAGAAGCCUUCUGUCAGACUGACACCAGCCACUAUGCUGUAUGCAGGGAAGUCUCCUGAUGGACAUCAUAUCCUGAGCAGUGCCAAGUAUCUACACAAAGAGCUGCCUGUCCGUAUCGCCCAUCGCAUCAAGGGCUUCCGCAGCCUGCCCUUCAUCAUCGGCUGCAACCCAACCAUUCUCCAAGUGCACGAGCUUUAUAUCAGGGCCUACCACAUGCUGAGCGACUUCCCAGCUAUAAAAGACCAGGAGACUGAGGCUCGCUAUAGCAAACUUGUAAAACAGCUUCUUGAUGAUCACACAGAUGUUGUCACCAUGUUAGCGGAAGGAUUCAGGGAAUGUCGUAAGCACAUAACGGACGAGACUCUGGUUCGUAAUUUCUUGGACACAACGUUGACGUCUCGUCUGGGCAUACGCAUGCUGGCCACACACCACAUUGCCCUGCACGAGGAUAAUCCUGACUUUGUAGGCAUUAUAUGCCGCCGCCUGUCCCCUAAAAAGAUCAUCGAGAAGUGGGUUGAUUUUGCUCGACGGCUCUGUGAGCAUCAGUACGGGAACUCUCCACGGGUUCGCAUUAAUGGCCAUGUGGCGGCCCGCUUUCCCUUCAUUCCACUGCCGCUGGACUACAUCCUGCCUGAGCUGCUAAAGAACGCCAUGAGGGCCACGAUGGAGAGUCACUUGGAGACUCCUUACAAUGUGCCUGAUGUCGUGGUAACAAUCGCCAACAAUGAAACAGACUUUGUCAUAAGGAUCUCAGACCGUGGUGGUGGAAUUCCUCACAGCAUUUUGGAUCAGGUGAUGGAUUACCACUUCAGCACAGCUGAACAGAGCGCACAGGAUCCGCGCAUGAGCAACCUUUUCAACAACAUUACCAACAGCGGCCCCCAGUCUGGACCCAUGCAUGGGUUUGGCUUUGGCCUGCCUACAUCUCGGGCUUACGCCGAAUACUUGGGAGGUUCCUUGGCCAUCCAGUCGAUGCAGGGCAUUGGCACAGACGUCUACCUGCGUCUCCGGCACAUUGAUGGCAAAGGAGAGAGCUUCAGAGUUUGAUGUCAUGGUCUGUUCAUAGAGCUUUUGGUCAUUUUCUGUGCUGAAGAUUUUAAAGCUCGAAGUCUAACCCAAACCAGGAUGUUCAACAGUUGUCUUUUCACACAUAUUACUGCAUCAGAAUCACAUUUUGGAUCGUGUUUUCUGCAGAUUAUGGGUGUCGUGCUUGCAAUUCGCACUGCCUUGCAUUUGUAUAGUGAACUGUGAUUUCUGUAAAACUUUCAGCCUUUAGAUUACCAAGUGAUUUCAAGAUUAAAAUCAAAUGUGUUACUGCCCACCAUCACCAGUGGGACGAGUCCUUACACUCCAGGCGCCUGCAGAAGAUGCUCUCCAGACAGACAUAUCCUGCUUUUCCUCAGAAAUAUGAGUGAAUUUUGAACUCUUUGGAGAUAGUUCACACUCCAGUGGUGAACACAAAUCAUCUAUGAACUCUGAAUAGAGACUGACUGCCUUACAAAAAAGAAAAAUGUUGUCAUUCUUGCUUUUGACACUUCAAAUGAACCACAUGAGCUUAAAAGUUUGUUGUAGAUUUCAUGCUUGAAAUUGUUUGUAAAAAAGCCUCUUUGGGGUUAUAGCAAAGUGUAGAAUUCUCUCUUUCUCUCCAGCAAACUCAUGUUUGAAUGGAUGUUUAAACUCUGCCCACCUGUACAUGUGGUGUUUGAUCAUUGUUUAGCCAACUGAUUUGAGAAAGAGAGACCAUGAAGUUUGUUUACCUGAAUGCAUUUGAAAUUUACCCCAAUGACAAAAGUUCUAUUGAAAUACCAAUUGAACUGCUGAAGUUCACAUUUCACAUACACCGUAGAAGUAAACUGUAACAUUUUGUCUUGUAAUGUUGUGCCUGUGGUUUCUUUUCUCUCCCUUUGAAACGAUUUUCAAGAAAAGGAGCCUUCGUGUGUUUUCUGCUCCUCAUCUGUUCUGUAGAGCUGCAGAUGUGUUGCCCCAGUUUGCCCUCUACUGGUGGAAUCUGAGUAUUAACAACACGGACGUACUGAUGGUUUAGUGACGAAUGGUGUACAGUAGGGUUUGGAUUAUUUAGAAGGACUAACACGCACAUAUUAAGAUUUUCCUUUGUUUAUAUAAAAGGACAAAGUGUGGCAAGAUGCACCCAGAAUGAUCUCAAGGAAGGUUUCAUUUUAUUGUAUUUUGUUUUCUUUUUGAUGUCAAGUUUGCAUUACAUAGACGCCAACUACGCAUAAUUUUUUAGGCAUUAUAAAAUUCUGGAGGAGAAAA